GAGCCCGGGGCGCAGCAUCCUGGCGCGGGCCUGGCCGCCGCCGCCACUGCCGUCGGGGAAGGUUCCAGCGCGGACAUGGCCUUGCGUGGCGCUCUCCCGGGCCCGAGCCUCCCACGCGCGGCGCAGUAGCCCCGCGAAGAGGCUGCCUCGACGGUGCCCACGGCGCAGAAGGCCGAGUGGGCGGCAUGGAGGCGGCGCACCUGCUCCCGGCUGCGGACGUGCUGCGCCGCUUCUCGGUGACUGCCGAGGUGGGCCUGAGCCCCGCGCAGGUGACCGGCGCGCGGGAGCGCUAUGGCCCCAACGAACUCCCGACGGAGGAAGGCAAGUCCCUGUGGGAGCUGGUGCUGGAGCAGUUUGAGGACCUCCUGGUGCGAAUCCUGCUGCUGGCUGCCCUGGUCUCCUUUAUCCUGGCCUGGUUCGAGGAGGGUGAGGAGACCACGACAGCCUUUGUGGAGCCCCUGGUCAUCAUGCUGAUCCUUGUGGCCAAUGCAAUCGUGGGCGUGUGGCAGGAACGCAAUGCUGAGAGUGCCAUCGAGGCCCUGAAGGAGUAUGAGCCUGAGAUGGGCAAGGUGAUCCGCUCAGACCGCAAGGGUGUCCAGAGGAUCCAUGCCCGGGACAUCGUCCCUGGAGACAUUGUGGAAGUGGCAGUGGGAGACAAAGUCCCCGCCGACCUCCGCCUCAUCGAGAUCAAGUCCACCACACUGAGAGUGGACCAGUCCAUCCUGACAGGUGAAUCCAUGUCUGUGACCAAGCACACAGAUGCUAUCCCAGAUCCCAGAGCUGUCAACCAGGACAAGAAGAACAUGCUGUUUUCCGGUACCAACAUUGCGUCAGGCAAGGCAGUGGGUGUUACCGUGGCCACAGGCCUGCACACGGAGCUGGGUGAGAUCCGCAGCCAGAUGGCGGCAGUGGAGCCAGAGCGGACGCCGCUGCAGCACAGGCUGGAUGAGUUUGGGCGGCAGCUGUCGCAGGCCAUCUCUGUGAUCUGUGUGGCUGUGUGGGUCAUCAACAUUGGCCACUUUGCCGACCCGGCCCACGGGGGCUCCUGGCUCCGCGGUGCUGUCUACUACUUCAAGAUUGCUGUGGCCCUGGCUGUGGCCGCCAUCCCCGAGGGCCUCCCAGCUGUCAUCACUACAUGCCUGGCGCUGGGCACACGGCGCAUGGCACGCAAGAAUGCCAUCGUGCGGAGUCUGCCCUCUGUGGAGACCCUGGGCUGCACCUCAGUCAUCUGCUCCGACAAGACGGGCACACUUACCACCAAUCAGAUGUCAGUCUGCAGAAUGUUCGUGAUAGCUGAGGCUGAAGCGGGCUCCUGCCGGUUACACGAGUUCACCAUCUCAGGCACUACAUACGCCCCUGAAGGCGAAGUGCGGCAGGGGGAGCGGCGUGUGCGUUGCGGGCAGUUCGAUGGGCUGGUAGAGCUGGCGACCAUCUGUGCCCUGUGCAAUGACUCGGCGCUGGACUACAACGAGGCCAAGGGCGUGUAUGAGAAGGUGGGAGAGGCCACAGAGACAGCCCUGACUUGCCUGGUGGAGAAGAUGAAUGUAUUUGAUACCGACCUGCAGGCCCUGUCCCAGGUGGAACGAGCCGGCGCCUGCAAUGCGGUGAUCAAGCAGCUGAUGCAGAAGGAGUUCACCCUGGAAUUCUCCCGAGACCGGAAGUCAAUGUCAGUGUACUGCACGCCCACCCGCCCUGGCCCACUGGCCCAGGGCAGCAAGAUGUUUGUGAAGGGGGCUCCUGAGAGUGUGAUGGAGCGCUGCAGCUCAGUCCGAGUGGGCAGCCGCACAGUACCCCUGAGCACCACCUCCAGGGAGCAGAUCCUGGCCAGGAUCCGGGAUUGGGGUUCAGGCUUGGACACACUGCGCUGUCUGGCACUGGCCACCCGGGACACGCCCCCAAAGAAGGAGGACAUGCAGCUGGAUGACUGCAGCAAGUUUGCGCAGUUCGAGACAGACCUGACUUUCGUGGGCUGCGUGGGCAUGCUGGACCCUCCGAGGCCCGAGGUGGCUGCCUGCAUUGCCCGCUGCCACCAGGCAGGGAUCCGCGUGGUCAUGAUCACAGGGGACAACAAAGGCACAGCCGUGGCCAUCUGCCACCGGCUUGGCAUCUUUAAGGACACAGAGGAUGUGGCAGGCAAGGCCUACACAGGCCGAGAAUUCGAUGACCUCAGCUCCGAGCAGCAGCGCCAUGCCUGCCACACAGCCUGCUGUUUCGCGCGUGUGGAACCCGCACACAAGUCCCGAAUUGUGGAGUACCUGCAGUCCUUUAACGAGAUCACCGCCAUGACUGGAGAUGGGGUGAAUGAUGCCCCAGCCCUGAAGAAAGCAGAGAUUGGCAUUGCCAUGGGCUCCGGCACAGCUGUGGCCAAGUCGGCGGCAGAGAUGGUGCUGUCGGAUGACAAUUUUGCAUCCAUUGUGGCUGCAGUGGAGGAGGGCCGGGCCAUUUACAGCAACAUGAAGCAAUUCAUCCGCUACCUCAUCUCUUCCAAUGUCGGCGAGGUUGUUUGUAUCUUCCUCACGGCAAUUCUGGGCCUACCCGAAGCCCUGAUCCCUGUGCAGCUGCUCUGGGUGAACCUGGUGACAGAUGGUCUACCUGCCACAGCCCUGGGCUUCAACCCGCCUGACCUAGACAUCAUGGAGAAGCCACCCCGGAACCCUCAUGAGGCCCUCAUCAGUGGCUGGCUCCUCUUCCGAUAUCUGGCUAUUGGAGUGUAUGUAGGCCUGGCCACAGUGGCUGCCGCCACCUGGUGGUUCCUGUACGAUGCCGAGGGACCUCACAUCACCUUCUACCAGCUGAGGAACUUCCUGAAGUGCUCCCAGGACAAUCCACUCUUUGCUGACAUUGACUGUGAGGUCUUCGAGUCACGUUUCCCCACGACCAUGGCCUUGUCUGUGCUGGUGACCAUUGAAAUGUGCAACGCCCUCAACAGCGUCUCGGAGAACCAGUCGUUGCUGCGGAUGCCACCCUGGCUGAACCCCUGGCUGCUGGCGGCAGUGGCCAUGUCCAUGGCCCUGCACUUCCUCAUCUUGCUUGUCCCGCCCCUGCCUGUGAGUCACUGCCCUGCUCCACCCCCUCUCCAGCUCCAGGGCUGCCUGGGUCCCAAACAUCCUCUGACACUCCCUUGGCCAUGGAAGCCGCCUGCAGACCUUAUUUUCCAGGUGACCCCACUGAGUGGGCGCCAGUGGGUGGUGGUGCUCCAGAUAUCUCUGCCUGUCAUCCUGCUUGACGAGGCCCUCAAGUACCUGUCCCGGAACCACAUGCAUGAAGAAAAGAACAAGCAGUGAGUGUCAGCGGCGCAGUGGAGUCUGUGGUGUACACCUAAGCCUGAUGGUGCCCAAGCAUUCGCCCCCACUCCCCACCCUGCCACCACGCUCGCCUGCUUGCUCACUGGGCCCUGUCAAGGCGACAGCCAACCCCCUGACCAGGCCGGGGGCUCUCUCCCUGCUUCCCUCUGCCUGGGGGCUGUGUACUGCGUGUCUCUGGCACUCUCCCUGCGAGUUCCUCCCUGGAGCAGUGGCCCAGGAGCCAGCAGGGGCCUGCCCAGAGUCCAGAGCUGGCAGGAGAUGGAGAGAUGCCAAGCCCUCUGCCCUCAGACCCACAAGCAUUCUGGAGCCUGCUCCCCAUGCUCAGAAGCUGGGCAUUUAUGUACUGAUGGAGGGCGUCUGGAGGCUGCUCUCCCCAGCUCUGACCUCCCACUCAGUGCCUGGUCUGGAGCCUGGUCAGCUGGGGGUGGGAGAGGGGACAUCUGGGUCCAGCUGUGCACCGCGAGGAGGGCAGGCAGGCCCCCCGACUCUGCUCAGCUUCCACAAAGUUGGCUCCUGAGGGCCUGAGCCUCUUACGUGUGCUGGGGAUGGAGGGGUCAGAGAGCUGACCUGCCUCAGCUCGGCUCACCCCUGCGCCUAGGCUUCCCUGUCCUAGCCAAAUGACAUGCGCCGAGUCUUGGUGCUGUCUGCUCUGCCAAGCAGAGGCCAAUUUGCCCUCUGUGUCCCUGGUGCCUGAGACCCCAGAUGUCCUUGGGUUCCUGACCACCGUGCCCUUCCGGCCCAUCCCAGUGCGUGGUCAUCUCUCGGUCUGCACGGCUAGGUGAUUCUGAAUCCUCUGCACUUGGGGGCUUACUCUUCAUGCCUGAGCCCACAGACCCGUGAACCAAGGGGAUGUCCCUAAGAAUGGCUGACCACCCAAGGGCACGUCCUCUCCCUCUCUCCUUGCUGGAGGAAUGAGUCCAUGUGGAUCGUUUCAGAUGACAGGAAAAAGGAUUUGAUGGACAGAAAUGGUCUCUGAACUCAGGUUUUGCCCCUUUGGCAAAAAGUAGACACAGAAGAAAACAGUCAAUGACUGUGUUCUCGCACCUAGAAAGGGUACAAAGUGAUUGUUUUUUGUGGAAAUUAAAGACUCACAUCCCUGUCCUGGUCCCCAGAACCGAAAGCCCCCCUCCCUGCCUUGCAGACAAAUGGGCUCUAGGUUCUGUGGCCCCUUCCCGUCCCCCACCUCAAAGGUUCUGGGUGGGUCUCCCCUGCUGCCCCAGAGGGGCUCAGCUUCUUUCCUGCUCGGGGAGGGGGCAGGGCCCUGUCCCCACCUGCUGACAUGCAGUUUGAUAGAGAAAUAAAGGCCGAGUGCCCAGGGCGACAGAGGACUGUUAGCGUCUGUUUCCCUGGAGAGUGGUCCUGCCA
Molecule: messenger RNA, 4670 nt
Organism: Manis javanica (Malayan pangolin)
Lineage: Eukaryota; Metazoa; Chordata; Mammalia; Pholidota; Manidae
Source: RefSeq, a predicted model, not a curated record